UAAAUCCUCUAAAUCGGAAAGUAAUUACGAUAUGAAUGCGCUACAGGAUUUACGAGGCAGAGCACUUUUAAUUUCAAAGCCUGGUGGUUCUUAUGAUUCAGGAAACGGGAAAAUUGAUGAUACCAAAAGCAUAAUGGAAGAGUUUGUAACACAAUUUGAUAUUGCUCAAAAUAUAGUUAACCUAAUAAACAAAUUAACUCAAUUAGGACAUUUUGGAUAUCGAAAAUAUAAUGAAUCAACCAAAGGUACAAAUAGAUUAGGGCAGAUAUCAGAAAAACUAAAAAAGGAAUUGGAACUUUGGGAAAAUGUUGUAAACAAAGCGCAAGAAGAUUGUUAUUAUUUAACUUUCUAUCCGUCAAGGCAUAUAUUAGCAUUUCAUGAUUUUUACACGAAAGUUGGAAAGCAAACUCAUAAUUCAAAACUCGUAUCAUUUGUUAAUCGAAAAGC
Molecule: messenger RNA, 447 nt
Organism: Rhizophagus irregularis DAOM 181602=DAOM 197198
Lineage: Eukaryota; Fungi; Glomeromycota; Glomeromycetes; Glomerales; Glomeraceae
Source: RefSeq, a predicted model, not a curated record